Messenger RNA from Staurois parvus, 349 nucleotides. Lineage: Eukaryota; Metazoa; Chordata; Amphibia; Anura; Ranidae. The record is from the annotation of a GenBank genome assembly.
UUACACUUUGCACAAUGCAGUCAGGGAAGAACCAUUCCCCUGGCAACUGUCAAACCCAGACACUUCCAUCAGAUUGCCAGACAGAGAAGCAUGAUUGGUCACUCCAGACAACACGUCUCCACUGCACUAGAGUCCAGUGGCGGCCUCUGUCAUUUGUUUUUCCCAUUUGCUUCCACUUUGUUAUAAUCCCACUAACAGUUGACCGUGGAAUAUUUAGUAGCAAGGAAAUUCCAUGGAUGGACUUAUUGCACAGGUGGUAACCUAUCAUGGUACCACGCUUGGAGUCACGGAGCUCCUGAGAGCGACCCAUUCUUUCACAAAUGUUUGUAGAAGCAGUCUGCAUGCCUUG